This is a messenger RNA of Pseudopodoces humilis (Tibetan ground-tit), 4006 nucleotides long. NCBI's taxonomy places the organism in Eukaryota, Metazoa, Chordata, Aves, Passeriformes, Paridae. The record is from RefSeq and is a predicted model, not a curated record.
GCCUGCUCCUAUGCCAGGAGUAUUCCUGACAAUAAAACCUGCAGAUAUUGCCACUGUCCGUACACUGGGUCGACCUCCUCACCUCAUCAUGCGUAUCAUGGACUGUGUGUUGCUGCUCUUCCAGCGUAAAGUCAACCAUGUGAAAAUUGAUCAGGAAAAAUGCUGUACUGUCCCAUCAUGGCAAGAAUCUCUGAAGCUGAUGACAACAGGGAACUUCUUACAGAGCCUGCAGCAUUUUCAGAAAGACACAAUUAAUGAAGAAGUGGUAGAACUUUUGAGCCCUUAUUUUGAAAUGGUGGACUACAACAUUGAGACGGCUAAGAGAGUAUGUGGGAAUGUUGCUGGCCUUUGCUCAUGGACCAAAGCUAUGGUGGUAUUUUUUUCCAUCAACAAAGAAGUAUUACCUUUAAAGGCUAAUUUAGCAAUUCAGGAGAAACGCCUAACCAACGCUAUGCUAGAUCUGCAGAAAGCUCAAGAAGAACUGGGAGCCAAGCAAGAAGAAUUAGAUAUUGUGCAAGCAGAGUAUGAAAAUGCAAUGAGAGAAAAACAGACUUUGCUGGAAGAUGCUGAGCGUUGCCGACAUAAAAUGCAAACUGCCUCAAGUCUUAUAAGUGGUUUAGCAGGUGAAAAAGAGAGGUGGACAGAACAGAGUAAAGAAUUUGCCAUGCAAACCAAGAGGUUAGUUGGUGAUGUACUCUUGGCUACAGCUUUUCUGUCCUACUCUGGUCCUUUUAACCAAGAGUUCCGCAGUCUGCUGUUAAAUGACUGGCAAAAGGAAAUGAAAAGCCGUAAAAUUCCUUUCCGUAACAACUUGAAUCUCAUUGAAAUGUUGACUGAUGCUCCAACUAUCAGUGAAUGGAACCUGGAAGGAUUGCCGAAUGAUGACUUAUCCAUACAGAAUGCGAUCAUUGUCACUAAAGCAUCUCGUUAUCCUUUAUUAAUUGAUCCACAAGCACAGGGUAAAAUUUGGAUUAAAAAUAAGGAAGGCAGAAAUGACCUUCAGAUCACUUCUUUGAAUCACAAGUAUUUUAGAAACCACUUAGAGGACAGUCUUUCUUUGGGAAGACCUCUUUUAGUAGAAGAUGUUGGAGAAGAGCUUGACCCAUUACUUGAUAAUGUUUUGGAAAGAAACAUCAUUAAAACAGGUUCAGCCAGUAAGGUGAAAGUUGGUGACAAGGAAGUAGAUGUUAUGAAUGGCUUCAGACUUUACAUUACUACAAAACUGUCAAAUCCAUGUUACUCUCCUGAAAUUAGUGCUCAAACCUCCAUCAUUGAUUUUACAGUAACCUUGAAAGGUCUUGAAAAUCAGCUCUUAGGCAGAGUCAUUCUCACAGAGAAACAGGAAUUAGAGAAAGAAAGAACUGAUCUUAUUGAAGAUGUGACUAUGAACAAAAGGAGGAUUAAAGACCUAGAAGAUAACCUUUUAUUUCGACUUACAAGCACUAAGAGUUCUCUGGCAGAUGAUGAGACUCUACUAAUUGUAUUGAGUAACACUAAGAAGACUUCUGAGGAAGUAACACAGAAACUACAAACUUCUGCUGAAACUGAAGUGCAGAUCAAUACAGCCCGUGAAGAGUACAGACCUGUUGCAACUCGAGGUAGCAUCUUAUACUUCCUUCUCACUGAGAUGAGCAUGGUCAAUGUCAUGUAUCAGACAUCGCUUUGGCAGUUUUUGGGGCUUUUUGACCGCUCCCUAGCCAGGUCUACCAAGAGCCCUAUAACCAGCAAGAGGGUUACCAAUAUCAUUGAACAUAUGACAUACGAAAUAUUCAAAUAUACUGCCCGAGGGCUCUAUGAGGAGCACAAAUUUCUUUUCACGUUACUGCUUACUUUGAAGAUUGAUAUACAAAGAAACAGAGUGAAGCAUGAAGAAUUUCUGACACUUAUUAAAGGUGGUGCUUCCCUAGACCUUAAAGCUUGUCCUCCUAAGCCAGCUAAAUGGAUUCUGGAUAUGACUUGGUUGAACUUGGUGGAGCUCAGUAAGCUUAAACAGUUUUCAGCUAUUCUUGAUCAAAUUUCCAGAGAAGAGAAGCAGUGGAAAAUCUGGUUUGAUAGUAAGAAUCCCGAAGAAGAAUUGGUUCCUAGUGGAUAUGGGCAAUCUCUGGACUGCUUCAGACAUCUUCUUCUUAUCAGAUCUUGGUGUCCUGACAGGACCAUAGCUCAGGCAAGAAAAUAUAUCUCUGACACUAUGGGGGAGAAAUACGCAGAGGGAGUCAUCUUGGACUUGGAGAAAACAUGGGAAGAGUCAGAUCCACGUACUCCCCUCAUAUGCUUUCUUUCCAUGGGCUCUGAUCCUACGGACUCAAUUAUUGCUUUGGGAAAAAGACUGAAGACAGAAACGUGUUGUGUUUCCAUGGGCCAGGGGCAAGGAAUCCAUGCUCGUCAACUUCUACAGCAGACAAUGGCUCAUGGAGGUUGGGCACUUCUGCAAAAUUGCCACCUUGGACUUGACUUUCUGGAUGAAUUAAUGGACACUGUAAUAGAGACAGAGACUGUUCAUGAAAGCUUUCGACUGUGGAUGACAACUGACAUUCACAAGCAGUUCCCAAUCACCCUUCUUCAAAUGUCAAUUAAGUUUACCAAUGAACCACCACAAGGACUCAGAGCUGGACUAAAGAGAACAUACAGUGGUGUCAGCCAGGAUUUAUUAGAUGCCAGUAAAAUGGUGCAAUGGAAACCACUGCUGUAUGCUGUAGCCUUCCUGCACUCCACCGUUCAAGAACGGCGCAAGUUUGGGUCUCUGGGUUGGAAUAUACCCUAUGAGUUUAAUCAAGCUGAUUUCAAUGCUACUGUGCAGUUCGUUCAAAACCACUUGAAUCGCAUGGAUACCAAGAAGGGGAUCUCCUGGAGUACUGUUUGUUACAUGAUAGGUGAGAUCCAGUAUGGUGGUCGUGUGACAGAUGACUUUGACAAAAGGCUCAUGAACACCUUUGUAAAGGUUUGGUUCAGUGAAAAUACAUUCAGUCCAGAAUUUAACUUCUACAAAGGAUACAGCAUACCCAAAUGUACUAUAGUGGAUCAAUACCUUCAGUAUAUACAGAGCCUUCCUGCUUAUGACACACCAGAGGUGUUUGGUUUGCACCCCAAUGCGGAUAUCACCUACCAAAGUAAAGUUUCCAAAGAUGUAUUGGACACCAUCCUCAGUAUUCAGCCUAAAGAUAGCUCUGGUGGAGGAGGUGAAACUCGAGAGGAAGUUGUAGCCAGACUGGCUGAUGAUAUGCUGGAAAAAAUUCCUGCUGAUUAUGUACCAUUUGAAGUAAAAGAAAAACUAAAGAACAUGGGUCCUUUUCAGCCUAUGCACAUAUUUUUGCGACAGGAGAUUGAACAAAUGCAGAGAGUUAUUUCUUUAGUGAGAAGCACUCUGACUGAUCUAAAACUUGCCAUUGAUGGGGCAAUAGUUAUGAGUGAAAAUCUGAGGGAUGCUUUAGACUGCAUGUAUGAUGGAAGGAUUCCUGCCAGCUGGAAAAAGGCAUCUUGGCCUUCCAGUACACUUGGUUUCUGGUUUACUGAGUUUCUAGAAAGAAAUCACCAGAUUUAUAAAUGGAUUUUUGAAAGUCAACCAAACUGUUUCUGGAUGACAGGGUUUUUUAAUCCCCAAGGAUUUUUAACUGCAGUGAGACAGGAAAUAACAAGAGCUAACAAAGGAUGGGCUCUUGACAGUGUGGUGCUGUGCAAUGAAGUCACUAAAUGGAUGAAGGAUGAUAUCACAAGCCCUCCUUCUGAAGGUGUCUAUGUGUAUGGGCUGUAUUUGGAAGGAGCUGGUUGGGACAGAAAAAACAUGAGGCUGACAGAAUCUAAGCCCAAAGUGCUCUUCGAGCUGAUGCCAGUUAUAAGGAUAUAUGCAGAGAAUAACACUGCAAAAGAUCCACGUCUGUAUUCAUGUCCGGUCUACAAAAAGAGCAGUCGAACAGAUCUGAAUUACAUUGCUGUUAUGGAUCUUAAAACCCGUCAGCCUCCAGAGCACUGGGUACUCCGUGGAGUAGCACUUCUGUGUGAUGUCAAGUAA